AUGGCGGCUUCCGACAGCAAAAGCACUGGCAGUGCUGCCUGGUCACCAGAUUCGUGGCGCUCAAAGCCAAUCAAGCAAUGCCCCGAGUACUCGGACCAGAAGCCGCUGGCCAAGGCCACCGCCGAGCUGAACCGCAUGCCGCCGCUGGUGACGCCCAUUGAGAUCCUCAAGCUCAAGGCGCACCUCGCGGACGUUGCCAGGGGGGAGGCCUUCCUGCUGCAGGGCGGCGACUGCGCCGAGCUGUUCGACUACUGCAACCAGUCGGCCAUCGAGUCCAAGAUCAAGCUGCUGCUGCAGAUGAGCCUGGUGCUGAUUUGGGGCGCCAACAAGCGCGUGGUGCGCAUCGGCCGCAUGGCCGGCCAGUACGCGAAGCCGCGGUCGAACCCCACCGAGAUCGUCGACGGCAAGCAGGUGCCGUGCUUCCGGGGCGACAUCCUGAACGGCUUCGACCUGGACGAGCGCGAGCUGGACCCGGGACGCCUCGUCAAGGCAUACCACCACUCGGCCGCCACGCUCAACUACGUCCGCGCCGCCCUCGCCGCCGGCAUCGCCGACCUGCACCGCCCGCUCGACUGGGAGCUGGGCCACGUGCGCGAGCCCGAGCUCAAGGCCAAGUACAGCCGCGCCGUCAACUUCCUGACCAACAUGAUGAGCUUCAUGGAGACGGUCGGCGCGUCCGGGUCCAGCUCGAACCUCGACACCGUGGACCUGUUCACCAGUCACGAGGGUUUGGUUCUGGAGUACGAGCAGCCGCUGACGAGGUCCUUCUCGUCCGCGUCCAUUCACGGCGGGCGCAAGGCCGCCGUCACAGCCAGCGCGGGCGCCAAUGGCGAGCACGUCAACGGCAAGCAGCAGCAACAGAAAGAAGAAGAGCAGCAGCCAGAGAGCCAGUACUUCGACACGUCGGCACACUUCCUGUGGAUCGGCGACCGCACGCGGCAGAUCGACGGCGGGCACGUCGAGUUCUUCCGGGGGAUAGCGAACCCGAUCGGCGUGAAGGUAGGGCCGACGACGCCCGUGAGCGACCUGCUAGAGCUUCUGCGGACGCUGAACCCGGCGCGCGAGCCGGGAAAGAUCACGCUGAUCACGCGGUACGGGGCGUCCAAGGUGCGGUCGCUGCUGCCGGCGCACAUCCGGGCGGUGGAGGACUCGGAGUACCGGCGGAGCGUGGUGUGGCAGUGCGACCCGAUGCACGGCAACACGCGCAGCACGGCGGCGGGCAUCAAGACGCGGCGCUUCGGCGACAUCUUCAGCGAGCUGCAGGAGACGCUGCGCAUCCACAAGGAGGAGGGCAGCUACCUCGGCGGCGUCCACCUCGAGCUCACGGGCGACGCCGUCACCGAGUGCAUGGGCGGCAGCGUCGGCCUGGACGAGGACGACCUGUCCACCAACUACACCAGCUUCUGCGACCCGAGGCUGAACGAGAAGCAGGCCUUGGAGCUGGCCUUCUUGAUUGCGGAUCACUACCGGAAUGAGAGACAGGUUGUCUGA
This is a messenger RNA of Diaporthe amygdali, 1491 nucleotides long. RefSeq names its product phospho-2-dehydro-3-deoxyheptonate aldolase. The transcript has a single exon. Gene Ontology annotation, biological process: aromatic amino acid biosynthetic process. Gene Ontology annotation, molecular function: 3-deoxy-7-phosphoheptulonate synthase activity. The coding region runs from base 1 to 1491 and encodes 496 amino acids. Lineage: Eukaryota; Fungi; Ascomycota; Sordariomycetes; Diaporthales; Diaporthaceae. The record is from RefSeq and is a predicted model, not a curated record.